AUGAGAAAUUCUAAAAGACGUUUAAUGGUUAACGAGUUCACUUAUGAGAAUAUCUGGCCUAAAAUAUCAAGUUUUAUUCAAAAUGCUCUACAAGUCGAGUUACAAAUUAAAAGGCCUUUACGCACAUACUCACAUGAAGAGCUAUACAGAAAUAUAUAUUGGAUUUGUUGGCAAGGUUUUCAAGAAAGAUUAUAUAAAGAUUUGAAAUCAGUAAUUGAAGAUACAUUAGAGUUUUUGAAUAAUCAGUUAAUUGGCUAUAAACAAUUAGAUGAUAAAUGGUUUCAAAAAUUUGCUGAAAUAUCUAUAAAUUACGCGAGAGCUGUUGAAAUAUUAAGUAGCAUGUUUAGUCAUUUGAACAAAUCCUUUGUACAAUCUACACUUCAUGAAAAUCUGAAAGAUAUAUUAGUAGAUAGAUUUCAAUGUAUCAUCAUACAAAAAUCUGAAAGACAUAUUAUUCUAGUGUUUAGUAUGAUAAUCAAUGAUCUUGAAUUAUUUGAUUUAAAUAUAGUCAAGGAAGUUUUAAGCACUUUAUAUAAUAUGAAUCCUGAUCAUUCUCAGUAUUGA
This is a messenger RNA of Entrophospora candida, 564 nucleotides long. Lineage: Eukaryota; Fungi; Glomeromycota; Glomeromycetes; Entrophosporales; Entrophosporaceae. The record is from the annotation of a GenBank genome assembly.